AUGCCGAACGUGAGUAAACAGCCCUGCUGUGCUCCUCUCCAAGCUCAGCCGGCUUUCGGGGGUUCUCCUGCGCCAUGCCGUCUCCAGGCCUGUACUGGGAGGUGCUCCUCUUCCUCCUCUGCCUCGGCUUCCACCUCGGCGCUGCUCUCAACGCCAUCCACUGCGCCCCAUGUACUGAGGACAAGCUCGCCCUGUGCCCGCCGGUGCCGGCCGCCUGCCCCGAAACGGUUCGCCAGCCGGGCUGUGGCUGCUGCUACACCUGCGCACUCCAGCAAGGGGAGGCCUGUGGGGUGUACACGGAGCAGUGUGGUCAAGGACUCCGCUGCCGUGUGCCCCCUGGGGAACCCAAGCCGCUCCGGGCCCUCCUCCGCGGGCAGGGGGCUUGCCUCAGCGUUGUCGACACGACAGAAGAGACAGACUCUGUAGAAGCAGAGGAUGUACCCACCGAAGGCUCUGAGGUAACGGCUGACCAACUGUACAACUACCAUCCGAUGUUUCCUGUUGGCCAGGACAAGUCAGUCCUGUGGAAUGCCAUCAGCGCCUAUGAAAGCAUGAAAGCAAAGAGGCUCUCUGAACUGAAGAGGUGGAAGGAGCAGGGACCUUGUCAAAAAGAACUCUACAGGGCUCUGGACAAGUUAGCCAAAGCUCAACAGAGAACCGGAUAUGAGAUCUUCAGAUUCUAUUUGCCCAACUGUAAUAAGAAUGGAUUUUACCAUAGCAAGCAGUGUGAGACCUCACUAGAUGGAAGCCCUGCUGGAUGCUGGUGUGUUUAUCCGAAAAACGGGAAGAGGAUUCCUGGGUCCCCCGAGCCGUCAGGCGACCCUGACUGUGAGCAGUAUCUCAGCAUGCAAGAAUAAGACCCUAACGUGCUGCGAAUUGUUGACAACCAGAUCUCAAAUCUCUUGCACACUUAAGCAUCUUUAUUCUGGAGCCAAGACAUCUUCCUGUUGACGAUCCUUUAAACCCACGAUUGGCUAACCUCCCCAGUCUUAUGCAUGCUUACUCAGAAGUACAAAACCCCCCACCGUGGGUACUUACUCCAUGAAAGUGUGCCCGAGAUGGCAACUUUUAGGUAAUAACGUUGCGGUUAGUUGGGAAGAUAUGAGAAAUCGUUGUCUGCUUGCGUCGUCAAAGUUGGGCGUGACGGUUAAAGGUAGCAGAAGCGGUCCUUCACACCUCCGAAU
Heteronotia binoei (common prickly gecko) is the source of this 1184-nucleotide messenger RNA. It is a transcript of the gene IGFBP1, whose product is annotated as insulin like growth factor binding protein 1. Gene Ontology annotation, cellular component: extracellular region. The coding region runs from base 75 to 857 and encodes 260 amino acids. Gene Ontology annotation, molecular function: insulin-like growth factor II binding; insulin-like growth factor I binding. The record is from RefSeq and is a predicted model, not a curated record. NCBI's taxonomy places the organism in Eukaryota, Metazoa, Chordata, Lepidosauria, Squamata, Gekkonidae. Gene Ontology annotation, biological process: regulation of insulin-like growth factor receptor signaling pathway. The transcript has 4 exons.